Molecule: messenger RNA, 1040 nt
Organism: Protomyces lactucae-debilis
Lineage: Eukaryota; Fungi; Ascomycota; Taphrinomycetes; Taphrinales; Protomycetaceae
Product: Got1/Sft2-like family-domain-containing protein
Exons: 3
Coding region: 67-738 (223 amino acids)
Biological process (GO): vesicle-mediated transport
Cellular component (GO): membrane
Source: RefSeq, a predicted model, not a curated record
CACGCAAACGUCAUCCACUCGCAACCACUUCACCACGCUUCUUCUGCUAUUUGCUCAAUUUGAACUAUGACUACAGAGAAUGCCUUCCGCUCACAGCUCAACAAUUUUGGCUGGACGAGGCGCCAAGAGCCUCCCGUCUCGACACAAGCGCCGUCCUUUCUCGACCGCUUGAAUCCAUUCAGCCAGAAUGGAUAUAACAGACUGCCUACGAGUAAUAAUGAUCUACCUGCUCAGCUACCUGCGCCAAGUGCGGCUGAGGAAGAGGCCUUUUUCAGUUUGAGCAGGUGGGAUCGCAUGAUUGUGUUUGCGAUGCUCGUGCUGGGCGCUGCUGCAUGUUUCUUCAUUGCGUAUGACCAGUCUGUUUCCUGGGACGCAGCUCAUGCUAGGUUCUUCUUCUUGCCGAUACUGGCACUCAAGCCGCGCAAGUUUGUUACGCUAUGGACAGUUGGCAGCUUGCUCUUCAUCUCAUCAUUUGCUGCUCUGCAAGGUCCCACGGCUUAUGGUAAACACCUCAUUUCAGGUGACCGGAUACCCUUUACAGCGGCGUAUUUCGGGUCAAUGAUACUCACGCUCUACUUCUCCAUUGGCCUCAAUAAUACGCUACUAACCCUCAUAUCUGCGGCUGUUCAGAUUGUGGCAUUGCUGUGGUAUCUUGUCUCGUACUUCCCCGGUGGCAGCACAGGCAUGCGGUUUGCAGGUGGACUUGUGGUGAAUCGAGCGACGAGCUACUUUGGGUGAGUCAGCUACAAUCGAUCUCGGGCUAUGCAGUCUAGAUUCAAGGAUGCAGACGAGAUCAGUACAGGGGCCACUCAAUGCUGCUGCAGGAGUCCUACUAGACCGUCGGCUCACUGAGAACACGGGGCAUCUCAUCAAACGAGCGGUAUGCUGGACCCGUCUUGCGAGCGUUGUCCAUUGAAGUGGUCGAUGCACCUUAAAGUACUGCUGCCAUGUCUUUCAUGCGCUAUAUACAUCUCCGUAUCUCAUAGGCCCCUCUAGCCCGUCCAUUCGAGUCUCUUCCUCCGUCCGGCUCCUUCCAAAAU